Messenger RNA from Vicugna pacos (alpaca), 1375 nucleotides. It is a transcript of the gene TMUB1, whose product is annotated as transmembrane and ubiquitin like domain containing 1. Gene Ontology annotation, biological process: ERAD pathway. NCBI's taxonomy places the organism in Eukaryota, Metazoa, Chordata, Mammalia, Artiodactyla, Camelidae. Gene Ontology annotation, molecular function: protein binding. The record is from RefSeq and is a predicted model, not a curated record.
CAAGUCCCACAAUGUUCCGGGCGGCGGCGGAGGUGGCGACGAGGAAGGGGGGGGUGUCUUCAGGUGUCUGCGACCUCCGCGCCUCCCGCCCGGAAGUGCCCCAGGGUCCGCUAUGGAGCUGGCUGAGCCAGGCGCUCGGUAGCGCAGCGGGCAAGGCAGGUGCCAUGGCCCUGAUUGAAGGGGUAGGUGAUGAGGUGACCAUUCUUUUCGCGGUGCUUGCCUGCCUUCUGGUGCUGGCUCUCGCCUGGGUCUCAACGCACACUGCCGAGGGCUCCGAUUCACUGCCUCAGCCGUCGGGGGCCCCAACACCAACACAGCCCAGCGAAGCCAUGGCGGUCACCGACAGCAUCAGAGGGGAGGCCCCAGGAGCUGAGACCCCCAGCCUGAGACACAGAAGUCAGGCUGCACAGCCAGAGCCUGGCAUGGGUCUCCCAGCAACACCGCCACCCCAAGACUCGCCCCAGGAGCCCCUAGUGCUACGGCUGAAAUUCCUCAACGAUUCAGAGCAGGUGGCCAGGGCCUGGCCCCACGACACCAUUGGCUCCCUGAAAAGGACCCAGUUUCCCGGCCGGGAACAGCAUGUGCGACUCAUUUACCAAGGGCAGCUGCUAGGAGACGACACCCAGACCCUGGGCAGCCUUCACCUCCCCCCCAACUGUGUUCUCCACUGCCACGUGUCCACACGGGUGGGCCCCCCACACCCACCCUGCCCACCGGGGUCAGAGCCAGGCCCCUCCGGGCUGGAAGUAGGCAGCCUGCUGCUGCCCCUGCUGCUCCUGCUGCUCCUGCUGCUCUGGUACUGCCAGAUCCAGUAUCGGCCCUUCUUUCCCCUGACGGCCACUCUGGGUCUGGCCGGCUUCACCCUGCUCCUCAGUCUCCUCGCCUUUGCCAUGUACCGCCCGUAGUGCCUCCACGGGCUCUUGGCAGCGUUGCUGGCCCCUCCGGACCUUGCUCCCCACGACAUGGUGGGAGCUGCUGUCUGCCCAGGCCUGCCUCUCCGACCUGCCUCUUCCCACUACCCUGGAGCCCAGCUCUACGUCGCAGAGCACUCGAGGAGCCAGCGGAGACCCCUCCCUGUGACCUCCAUGGCUCUGGGCCACCUGCCAGGGCUGCAGGCCCUCAGCCCCCAUUGACAGUUGGCUCCCCCGGGUCAGACAGUUGCUGUCGCUGCCUUGGGCCUGGGCAGAGUCGGGCCACGCCCCUGGGCCCUUCUUAGUGUUCUGCCUGAGGACCCAGCCACCUCUAGUCCCUGAUAGCUCCUUGGGCUGAUUUAGGGACCCAAAGACUGUGAGGGGCUGGAAAAAGGGAGUGGGGGAUGGGGGUUGGGGGGUGGUCCUCUGGAACACGUGCAGAUUAAAUAACUGUGAAGUUUUCA